GUGCAAUUUUCACAUUGACCAUUGCUUCGGAGAACGCCUUCAAGCUUCAAAGCUUCACUAUUCCAUCAGUCACCAAACACAAUGUAACACAUCGAUAAACUCCAAACCCGGAUCCGACUUUGUCCUGAUGAGGGCUAUUUGCGAUACUCAUGAAAUCUGUCAACGCAAAUUCGGGACCCCUUGGACGCCGCAAAACACUCGCCCAACAUUCAAGAUGAUCUUCUCUAAUUCUAUUCUAUUCCUUCAAAGUCUCCUUCCCAUGAGCGCCCAAGUUUGUACUUCGGAACAACAGUGAUGGUCUUUUGCAUGCAGAGGGACUCUUAGGAAGGAAUUCGAUACAGCAUUUGCCGGGAAUUGCGGAUUGAAACAAGAUAAAAGCCAUACAUUUCCACCACCUAGAAUCUCAGUUGACCCAGUCUCUGCGAGUCAACUAAACCCAGAAACCCAGUUCGAAAAUGGUCUUCUUCAAUAGACUCCUCUCCUCUGUGCUUCUCGCCAUUUUGUAUGCCUCCUACAGCAAUGCCGCUCCUAGUCCUUCAUCGGAUGCGACGUACAGCACUCAAUAUGUGAAGGACCUAGGAAAUGGUGCCAAGGUUCAAAUAUUUCAUCCUCCUUCCAACUACAGUACUUUUGGGGAGGGCUUUGACACUCCUUCAUCGCUUUCCGAUGCUCCGAUCGAAGACAAGACGGUUUCGUUUGUUGCCUCGCAACUCAACAUAGAUUCCGGCAAGGUUUCAUUCAAGUCCGGAUAUACCAAUGAUAACGGCGAAUCGUUCGGUUACGCCCAACAACUUCAUUGUUCCCAUUGCGAAUGCUGUGGCCAAUGUUGCAUUCAAAAACAACAAGGUUGUCGCUUUUGGUCAAUCGUUCGUUGAUACCUCCAAAGCUGCGGAUUCCAAACCAUCAAUCGAUGUUUCCACCGUCGUUUCAAAGGUGGAAGGUAUUCUGCAAGGCAAAAAGAACGACAUCGAGCCGACUGUCAAGUAUCUUGCUCAGCCAGAUGGCUCCAUUCCUCUGGUGCACGCCUUCCAAGUCCAGAACGACAAUGCUGGGACCUUCUAUGAAGCUCUUGUUGAUGCACACUCUGGGGAAUUAGUCUCUGUCACCGACUUUGUCGCUGAAGCCUCUUACCGUGCUGUCCCAAUCUACAAACAGGACAUUACACAGGGCCUCGAACUUAUUACAAACCCCUCGCUCCCCUCUGCAUCACCCAGCGGAUGGCAUUAUGUAAGAGGUGUUAAUACCACCGUUACCUUUGGUAACAACGUCGUCGCCUAUAAGGGUGCGACGACAGGUACUACCAAACAAUCCAGUAGCGGUCUCGUCUUUGACUACACGUACAACCCCAACGUAGGCCCGACUGCAGGAUCUAACGUUGAUGCUGCCCGCACGAAUGCUUUCUACUUGAUCAACGCCUAUCACGAUACGUUGUACCAGUAUGGUUUCACGGAAAGCAAGUUCAACUUCCAGUACGACAACCUUGGAAAGGGUGGUGCCGGGAAUGACCCAGUUCUCGUCAGUGUUCAGGAUGCUUCUGGAGUCAACAACGCCUUCUUUGCUACUCCCCCCGACGGUCAACCUGGACAGUGCACGACGUACAUAUUCACUUAUACGAACCCGAACCGGGAUAGCGUCCUAUCAAAUGAUAUCGUAAUUCACGAACUGACCCAUGGGCUCAGCAACCGAUUGACUGGUGGUGGUACAGCCGCUUGUUUGCAGACUCUUGAGUCCAGAGGUUUGGGUGAAGGAUGGUCCGACGCCGUUGCCGACUGGUUCGUCCACUCUGCCUCUCCUCAGAUCACCGACUUCGUGUUUUUGCCUUGGCUAUAUAACAACCCUCGGGGUGCUAGAACAAGGCCUUAUUCAACUUCCACGACGACCAACGGUUAUAGGUAUGCCGAUAUUGGUCAGAUGAAUCAACAACACAGUGCGUUUGGUCCCUCAUAAUUAUAUAGCAGAAUGAUGUUCUGACCCCUAUGAUGACAGAUAUCGGAGAGGUAAGUAACUAUUUGCACCACCUACCCUUAGACACUCACCUCAUUUGUUUUAAUAUUCGCUUAAUGAAUCAUAGGUCUGGGCAAACAUCCUCCAUAACGUGUACGCUCAACUCGUGGGCACACGCGGAUUCUCCACCACUGCUCGAACAAGUGCGAGUGGAACCCAAGGAAACACUGUCUUUUUACAGCUUCUCGUUGACUCCUUUUCUUUAUUACCUUGCAACCCGACCUUCAUCCAUGCUCGUAACGCUUUCAUUCAAGCUGAUAUCAAUCGGUAUGCUGGCGCUAAUUACUGUACGUUGUGGAGGGUGUUUACUAGUAGGGGUAUGGGUUGGAGCGCGGCGAAUCAUGUCAAUGCUUUUGAUCUUCCCCAGGGCUGUUGAGGUGAUUGUUCUUCUUUGUGUUCUUCGGUUAUCGAUGGAGUUAUUGAGUUAGGACGUAGUAAAUUGAAUGGGUAAGGUGUCGAACUAUAAUGUACUACCA
This is a messenger RNA of Marasmius oreades (fairy-ring Marasmius), 2480 nucleotides long. RefSeq lists its product as uncharacterized. Lineage: Eukaryota; Fungi; Basidiomycota; Agaricomycetes; Agaricales; Marasmiaceae. The record is from RefSeq and is a predicted model, not a curated record. The coding region runs from base 757 to 1947 and encodes 396 amino acids. The transcript is spliced from 10 exons. Gene Ontology annotation, molecular function: zinc ion binding; metalloendopeptidase activity.